UCAAACUCUCCUGGUCUUUGCAAAAAAUCAGGGGGGUGGGGGCUUGCUUGGGGGGUUUUGGUUUUGGUUUUGUGUGUGUGUGUGUGUUUGGCAAGAGAGAAAAUAACGAUUGGUUUGGGUUGGUAGUGGGUUUUAGGGGGGUGCUUUGGGAAGUGGGCGGCUGUGGAUCUGCUUGAAACCCGUUUCCCUUUGCUUUCCGCUAUUCCCGUCCCAUCGUCAUUUUCCAAGCUUUUUCCUUUCCAAAUUCCAAACCCCUCAUUUUUUUUUUUUUUUCUUUCUCAGGUCCUGGGCUUUGAAGGAGAAAUACUAAAACAUAUAAAUGGCUUCGAAGCGUAUCUUGAAAGAGCUUAAGGAUUUGCAGAAGGAUCCCCCGACUUCUUGCAGCGCUGGUCCUGUAGCCGAAGACAUGUUUCAUUGGCAAGCUACCAUUAUGGGACCCCCUGAUAGCCCAUACUCGGGAGGUGUUUUCCUAGUUACUAUUCAUUUUCCUCCUGAUUAUCCCUUCAAGCCCCCUAAGGUUGCUUUCCGGACUAAGGUCUUCCACCCAAACAUCAAUAGCAAUGGAAGCAUUUGUCUUGAUAUCCUCAAGGAACAGUGGAGCCCAGCUCUUACAAUUUCAAAGGUAUUGCUCUCAAUCUGCUCAUUGCUGACUGAUCCCAAUCCUGAUGAUCCUCUUGUACCUGAGAUUGCUCACAUGUAUAAAACUGAUCGGGCCAAGUACGAAGCAACCGCACGUAGCUGGACUCAAAAGUAUGCCAUGGGAUGAUAUUGCCUUAUCCAGCUUUUUAAUGUUUUUGGUUUUUGGGGGAAUGGUUGGGGGAUGGGUGGGUUUAUCAAUUUUGGAAGAAGAAAAAGAAAAACUGUGUUCUUCCACUAUUAAGUUAUAUUACAAGAGAAAAGGUAUGAUCAAGAUGUUCUAUUUUUCUGGUGGUGUUGUUAUGCACACUUUGUUGCUUGAUGCUGUUGUGUGUAGAAUAGUCAGUAUUGUAUCACAACUGAAGGUUUUGAGGUUUCAAGCUCAA
This is a messenger RNA of Ziziphus jujuba (common jujube), 1022 nucleotides long. Its product is annotated as ubiquitin-conjugating enzyme E2 28. Gene Ontology annotation, cellular component: nucleus. Bases 320 to 766 code for a protein of 148 amino acids. NCBI's taxonomy places the organism in Eukaryota, Viridiplantae, Streptophyta, Magnoliopsida, Rosales, Rhamnaceae. The record is from RefSeq and is a predicted model, not a curated record. Gene Ontology annotation, biological process: protein polyubiquitination. The transcript is spliced from 5 exons. Gene Ontology annotation, molecular function: ubiquitin conjugating enzyme activity.